Molecule: messenger RNA, 2283 nt
Organism: Ambispora leptoticha
Lineage: Eukaryota; Fungi; Glomeromycota; Glomeromycetes; Archaeosporales; Ambisporaceae
Source: the annotation of a GenBank genome assembly
AUGAUAGCAAAUCUUAAUUGGCCAAAAAUUACUAAUGAAUUACUACCUAGACAAAGUUCUGUAGAUAGGCCUGACUUGAUAGCACGUGUAUUUGAACUUAAGUGCCAUGCCCUUCUCAAUGAUAUUAAAACCAACAAUAUUUUUGAAAAAGUAGCAGCUUACAUUUAUACAAUCAAAUUUCAAAAACGUGGCUUACCUCAUAUGCACUUUUUGAUCUUUCUUUAUAGAGAUGAUAAGAUAAAAGAGCCUAGUAAUGUUAAUUGUAUUGUAAGUGCAGAGUUUCUAGAUCCAGAUUCUAACCCCAUUCUUUUUGAUAUAAUUUUGCACUGUAUGGUUCAUGGUUCUUGUAGAGCCUAUGCUGAUGGAUAUCCUCAUUAUGCUAGAAGAGAUAAUAGUUGCUUUAAUAUUGGUAACAAAACUAUUAAUAAUAGAGAUAUAGUACCAUAUAAUCUUACUCUUAGUCGAAAAUAUAACUGUCACAUAAAUAUUGAAGUUUGUGCUUCUGUUAAGGCUGUCAAAUAUAUCCACAAAUAUAUUUAUAAAGAUCAUAAUAGAGCUACAAUAUAUAUUGGUGCACCAGAAGCAGCCUGGAGACUAUUUGAAAUGCAUUUACAUGAAGAAGUGCCAAAUGUUGUAAGAUUAGCAUUACACCUUCCAAAGAUGUACCAAAUAGUCUUUGAACUAAAUGAUGAUGCUUCAAAUUUUCUUUCUCAAGAAAAUCAGUUUUCACAACAUUUUGUGUGGAAUAAAACAACCAGAAAGUGGAUGAUUAGAAAACAAGGAUUUGCAAUUGGAUCUUCUACUAUAUGCAGUGGUUCACAACUAAGAACACUUUUUACAAUUAUCCUUACUCGGUGUACUCCUACAUUUCCAGAAAGAUUAUGGUUAAAAUAUCGUAAUAAUAUUUGUGAUAAUCUAAGUUAUCGCUUAUAUUCAGAAUAUUCUAUCGAAACACCAACUGAGAAUCAAAUCUAUGAUUAUGGGCUCUUUCUUAUUGAUAAAAUUCUUCUUGCCUCAAAUAAGUUACUUUCUGAAUAUCCCUCUAUGUCAAUGUGGAAUCAACAGUUAAUGUGGGACCAUAAAGAGCUUCAAAAUUUAGUCAAUACUCAUACACCACUAUUAAAUACUAAACAAUAUGCUACAUAUCAAAAUAUUCUUAAUUCAGUAACAAAUAAUCAUGGAAAUUUAUUUUUUUUAAAUGGACCUGCUGGAACUGGCAAAACUUUUGUAUAUAAUAUGCUUGCAAUAACAGUUCACAAUGAAGGCAAAAUUGCACUUUGUGUAGCAUUUUCUGGUAUUGCAGCCCUUUUACUUAUUGGUGGACGGACAGCACACUCACUCUUUAAAAUUCUAAUUAAUAUUAAUGAACUUUCUAUUUGUUCAUUUGAUAAAAACUCUGAUCUUGCAGAACUUCUUCACCAAACUGCACUUAUUAUUUGGGAUGAAGCGCCUAUGCAACAUCAUUAUUGUUUUGAUGCAGUUGAUCGCUUUUUAUGUGAUAUUUGUGAUGAUGAUCAUCCCUUUGGUGGAAUUACUGUUGUAUUCGGUGAAUCAGAAGAAAAUAAACAUUUUGCUAAUUGGCUAUUAAAUGUUGGAAAUGGUUUAAAUAUAGAACUUGAUAAUAGAAUUAUACUUUCAGAACAUAUGAAAGUUGAUCCUGAUAUAUCAUCUCUUAUUAAUAAAAUCUAUCCUAAUAUACAAUUAGGUGCACCAAAUGAUACAUAUCUAAAAGAUCAAAUGAUUUUAUCAGCUCGCAAUGAUGAUGUUCAUAAUAUUAACUAUGAAGUUCUUAAUAUUUUUUUAGAAAACAAACGCAUAUAUUUAAGUGCUGACAAAGCUGUAAUAGAAGAAGGUGCUGAUAAUGGAAAUAUAUAUCUAAUUGAAUAUUUAAAUACACUUAAUCCAUCUGAAAUGCCACCUGCCAAACUUACUCUUAAAAUUGGAUUUCAGCUUACAGAUUAUGUUAUUGAAGCAUGUAUUCUUAGUGGAAAUCAUACUGAAAAUUUAGUUUUUAUUUCUAGAAUUACUUUGAAACCUUCCUCAACAAGUCUACUAUUUAUCUUUACACGAAGACAAUUUCCUAUUCGUCUCGCUUUUGCUAUUACAAUAAAUAAAUCUCAGAGCCAAUUCUUAGCACAUGUUGGACUAGAUCUUCGAACUUCUGUUUUCUCAUAUAGUCAACUUUAUGUAGCUCUUUCCCGUUGUAUUUCACCCUAUUCAAUCAAAGCUCUUUUUCCAUUUGAUUCUUCUAACAAUACUACUUUAAAUGUAGUUUAUCCUGAA